AUGCCUCCUUCGUCACGUCUUCUGGGGCCUCAGGUCCAGCAAGAUGCCUUCUCAGAGUCCACGAGAAGCAUGCUCCAUGAGCGAGGUGACCGACCAGAAACAUCGACACAUCAGCCGUCUUUAGCGGACUUUCUUCGGCUUUCCACGUCAGAUUGUGGGGUCCACUGCUUCGCUUUUUACCUCCGAGGCGGUUCCUCGGCCACCCUCCCUCUGGUUUUAGGCCUGCGGGAGCGUCUGCUGGUUGAGGAAUCUUCUUGUCUCUCUUCUUUUUUGAAGGCUCAGGAACCCACGGAGUCGCCCCCGCCACCACACGGACUCGAGAAUCCUACUCCCGACUCCCGAGCUGAGCCUCCAUCGGGUCCGAAAGGAGACAGCUGGGCGCUUUCACAGGACGCAGGUGCCGGUGUCCAACGAGGAGGAGGCGCCCUGCACUGUCUCGGCGCGGCAAGCGAUUCAGUCGACGAGAAUUCGGGAAUUCGAGGAGAACCAGACCAAAGCAGGCAAACUAUUGUUAACGCGUCGACGAUGCAAUCUGCUUCGUCCGAAAACGCCAAGGUCGUUUUCCUUAACGACCCUCCCGACACUUCAGUGGAGUACCCACAACUCCACGAAGUCACGAAAGAAGCGAAUCCUGAUGCCAGAGAGUCGCCUCCUGAGCGUGAUAGCGGCGACUGUGGAUUCGUGAAGUUUGCUUUUCAGGAUGAGAAAAAUGAAGAAGAGUCUUCCCGCUCCGCGCCGGCGUGCACAGCUGCGUGGGCGCCUCUAGAGAGUCAAACCCCACAGGGUCUUUUCGGGAGAGGAUACGAAGGAGGCAGGAAGAGACAGGUGGACAGUGAGCGAAGAGGAGAAGAGGUCACACAGACUUUGAGAGAUGAACAGACACGGCGCGGUGACACAGAAGAGUUCAAGGAGUGCUUGGAGUCUACAGGCGUCCAAAGAACCACAGACGAUGGGAGUGCUUCGGAUCUCUUUCCAUCUCGACAUUGUUCUUCUGCUUCCUCCUGUGUCUCUUCGGCUUCGUUAUUAGUAUCUCCUGCGCCUCUGCACGCGUCACCACCCCCUCCUUCGUCUUCCACUUCUGCACCUCCGACUGCUUCAUCUUCGACCGGUUCUUGUCCUCCUUACUGCGCCUCUACCUGCGCAUCUAACUCUUCUCCCUUUCCGACUUUUGUGGUCACUCGUGCGCCUUUCCAUUCAUCCAGUUGUUUCCUGCCUUCUCUGCCUCCGUCCGCCACGCCUGUGCCUUCUUCGACCUCUUCAACACCUGGUCCACCUGCCUCUUUUCCAGCUUCCUACCGCUCUUCUUCUUCCGUUCAGCCUGGCUCAUUCCCCGCUCCCUAUUUGUACUCGACCUCACGUCGCUCUUCCUCGACUCAGUCUACUUCUGCGGCCUCUUCCGCCUCUUUUUCCUCCGCCUCUGUCCCUCCAUCUUUGCUGGCACCUGCAGCCUGUUCCGCUUCGCAUGCGUUGCGUUGCGGCUCUUCUGUUUCGUCAAGCUCUUCGGACUGCCGAGCGUCCUCAGCCUGGCAGUUCCCCUCUGCCCGAGACGGCCCUCCGGCUGAGAGGGCUGGGAGCGUGGCGAGCGCCGGGAGCCUGUUUGAUCUCGCGACGCACUGCCGAGCCGGAAAAACUAGUGCGAAGAAACUGCAUGCGCUGAAGCGCGACAGGCGCGCUGGUGUCGACGCGGCAAUCUCCCUCGAAGAGAGCAAGCUAAAGAGACAAGAACUUAGGAGACAAGGAAGGAGGAAGAAACGAAGAAGAGAGAGUGCGAGGUCGGCGCUUCGCUGCUGCACGUACUUGGGCGACGAGCUCCGACGCAGCUGUCGCGCGUUCUUUCGGCGGCGGCUUAUAGACGAAUUCUUUGCUCGCUACAGCCGUGAAGAAGAACGGCUGUGGCUGGAGUUUGGGCUUUCUCGAGGCCGGAGAACUACGGGCGUCCACCGAGAGGGAGAGGGACAUUUGGUGCCGGAGAGAGAAACUGUGCCUUGGGCUUCUGGGGGUUCCUCGGCCUGUCCUUUCUCAGCUUCCUCUGACUCCUCCCUCUCGGUACAGUGCCCAGCAGAAAGACGAUCUGCGUCAUCUAAUGCGUUCCUGACCACCACGCCCUCGGUUGCGAAACAAACGAAGAAGCGAAAAGCGGAGCGGUGUACCGACACGGAAGAGUGUUGUCUCUCCACACCCGACACUGAGGAAGGGGUUUUCUCUCGGAAAAGAACUGCCGUUUUAGACGAGAGAGAAACGGCUGCAGCCACAGGUGCACCUGUGCCGCAAAUUCGCGUCUGCGACUUCUGGUUCUGUUUAGAUUGGACCUCUUCAUCGUCUCCGGGUGCAGCGGACGAGAGGACAAGUGCCGCGGCUCAGACCGCGAGAACGUCUGAAGAACCUGUUCUGCGGCGGAAGAGAGACAGAAGCGCGGAGAGCGCGGUCGCGGAUCCUCAGAGUAGACGGAAACUGCGAGGGCAUGUGAGAGCUCGCGACGGACGCUUGCAGGAAGAAAGAAAUGGGGGAGAGGAAGAGAAACUUCGGGUGAGGCAGUCGGAGAAAGGCGAAGAGAUCCGACGCAACGAAGAGGGCGGUCAGGGAGACGAAGCGGGGUGCGAGGAAGUGGAAGGCGAAGGAUUUGUCUUUGCGAAUGGGAGAAAGGAAGCUCUUUGCUACGGCAAGGAAGUUCUGAAGAAAGAAGAGGGCGACUCGAAGAAGCGAGGAGACCAGAGACAGAUCUGUGCAGAGGAAGAUGCAUGCGCCAACGAAGCUGAAAGAGACCGAGGGGAAGCAACGCGUCAGAAGGGAGUAGGGAGGCGCUCCCAAAGGGGAGACAAAAGUCCGAGAGGCAACGGGAACCAAGGCGACGAAGCACCAUCAGAAGUUCCAGGAACAUGUGACAGCGGAGAGAAGACAGAAAGACUGGUGAAGCGAAGCGGUGGUUGUAACGAAGGUGCGAAACACAAGAGAGCCGAGGCAAGAGAAGAAGGGAAAGCGGCGGCACAUCGCCCUCUCUCCUGCGCCGAAGAACGACGAGACACGGUAUGGAAGUCCGUUCGUGUUUCUGAAGGCAAAGAACCGCGCGUCCUGGGAAGACAAGAAGCGACGAACAGAGAGACAGGCGAGGGCGGCGAUGAAGCAAACGAAGACGAAAGACGAGGGAAAGAACCAGACGGAUGGGACAUUCACUGGACGAAAAAGCGGAGUGGGGACAGCAAAGGUCGAGUGCAAACGGAGAGAGGGGAGCAAAAUCUGAAGAAGUGUCAAGAGGAGCGAAAACGCUGUCUCGAGGUAACAGACGCUGGAGACAGUGAAUGCGGAAGCGAGGCAGAGAGAGAGAAGAAAGAGAAACAUCAAGACAUGAACGAGCACGCACAGACUCAACGAACGACUCGGCGCGACGUUGACGGCUCGUGUGUGACCUCACUGAAGGUGGAAACGAAUUCGAGUGAAGAAAAGAAGACUGCGACUACAGAACGAGGAACAGAACAUUCUUUUGCAGACUUACAUUCAGCACAGCGAUGGCUUGCUGCUUCGUUUUCUAGUGAAGACGCGUCUGAAGCCAGUGACGAAGCUCAGAAAAGAGAACGCAGAGACCACCCUCGACAUGUGGAAGACGAAGAGGAAGAACUCACGCGCGAAAUCCCGGAAAAUAAAGCGUCAAAAAGAGAGAACGACUCAAGCGGUUGCGGCGUAGACUUAAAAAAAACUGACGAAAGUAAAGAAUCUGAUUUGACCAGAGGCAUGUUGGUGUCGACUCGUUACCAGCGUCAGUCGAAGACCGGUUGUUGCCAGAGUGGCUUUUCUUCUUGCGACUCUCCGCCGCCCUUCUCUCACAUGGCUUCUCAGGCUUUGGAUCGCUUUUUCGCCUUCUUUGCUCUCGCGCCCGGCAACAGCUUUCUACAAGCGUUUCCAGGAGAGGCAAUAUGGCACCACAGAGACGAAACCAUUUCUUCGUCAGACGCGAGAGAGGCAGAACACCCGUGUGGUUGUGCCUCGCUUCGGUCUGCCUGUCCUUCCGCAUUUCCUUCCCCAGUCUCGUCUCUUGCCUUUCUGUGUUUUCCUGUUUCUUUGUCGGAAGAGAAAAUCCACUAUGCUGUGCCGCGCAAAGAGGAGACAAAACGAAUCCGAGGGACAAGCAACGAGAGGCGAGAACAGAGGGCAGGCCUGUGGAGUGGCCUGAUCGAAGCCGGAUGUCGACAGUGCGAGAGGGAGGAAGAAAACGGCCUGACAACGCGACUCAGCAGUGCAGAGGAAGAGACAAGCAGAGAAGAGAGGCAAACAGCAGAACUCGAGGAGGAAAGAGGGGAUGGAAAAAGAGAAGGAGAACCACAGAAAGAACCCUUCGCAGAGAACGAACAACCAUCGAAGAGCAGACACUCCCCGCAAAAAGUGGCGAAAGAACUCGACGGUCAAUCAGGUUCUCUGGACGGCGCAAAGCAUUUAGGCAAAGGGAGGGACGAAUCUACAGAGGGAUUCCGAAAAAGCAAACCAGCAUGCAAAGCAGAGAAUUGCGAAGUGCGUAAGGAGGCGAGAAGGGCAGAAAAUGACAAAACCCGAGAGAGAGACAGACGGCAAGAACAGGAAGGAAUGAGAAGCAGCGCGUACGAGAGCGGAAUCACCAACGAAGAAAUACAAAGAGAAAAUGAUAGUGGAACAAGUUUCCUCGAUACUGCAAUCCGCCAGUCACUUCUUUGGGAUGCCCUGUUCUCUUCCUGGUACGACGAGGCACAUAUUAGAGGCAAAGACAGGAGGGCGAGUGCUGACAGUACAGACGACGACCGACUCACGUUCGAUGGCCCUCACUGCUCCAGUGUUUUUUCCCUUUCCCAGAAAGUAGCAGAAUCGCGUCGGAGACGAGUGCGAAAGCUUCUGUGCAGAGGGUUAGAGGUGCUGGAUCGAGUAAUCGAGGCUAUAAACGAGGAAAAAUACAGGAGUGCCACGAUCAGUGAAGACGCCAGUGGAACUGCGGGAAAGGCAAACGGAGCUGUGGACGAAGGCCGGACAGAAGAGGAAAGGUCCCGGGAAAACGUCACACCCGGGGAAGACGCAAGGUGCCUGUUGAAGACGAGAACCACGGAAGAGCAAGAAGCGACGGGAGGUCAGGCAGGAGAAGCAAAACGCACUCACGACUCUGCAGAGGAAGACGACCUUGGUCGAAGCAGCGAGCCUUCCAUGGAGAUGUCCACUGGACUUUGUGCGCUGGAGUCUAGCGUUUCGGCUGCUCCACGUUCGCGUUCAUCACGACCCCCUAAUGAUGCUAGCCCAUCGACACUGUCGAGGCGAGGUGACGCGCAAGAUCCAGGAACUUCAAAUCUGUCGAGCUUCGAAAGACCAUUCUCACUUUCCGCUGCACAGUUUCCGUCUUUCUCUGACUCUUCGUUGUCGAGUUCUGCUGUCCCUUCGUCGGCUUCGCGUGUUUCGUCCUCUUCCCCUGCCUCGGCUGUGUCUCGCUCUUCCCUGCCAUAUCCAUUCCUGACAGAACGCAUGAAAACAGAGGAGGGGGUAGAGCGACUACGGGCAAACGAAGUCAAGGACGAAACUGAACAAGGGGAAGGAAAGGGAAAGGAUCCUUUUUCACCGGGUGCUGUUCGUGACGCGAAGUCCAGAACGCAAAGCUCCGAAGAAGGACAUAGACAAAACUGUUUACACUUCCCUAAGCUGGAGUCGGGAAAAUGUGACGAUUCUUCCCUUUCGAAAUUAACGGGACCUUCGGUCACCCUUUCGGAUUCUUCAGUUACUCUUUCACACUCUGUUUCUACCCCAGUUCCGUCCGCCCCGCAGUCUUUCACCUGCAUUCUAGAGCCACUUCCAAAAGAGACAGAGACUGGGUGUCCUUUGUAUAGAGCAGAGCCCAGCCCAACCGUCUUUCACUCGGCGAAGAAUCUGUCGUGCCGCUCCCCUUCUCAUGUCGCUUCCUUCUUAUCUCUGACAAAAGCGUCUGUAUCUCCGAAAACGGAGGCGAAUCUCGCUUUUGCUUCUAUUUCUUGUGAGAGUCACUGUGAAAGUGAUGCGGAGGCUUUACGGCCUUCUUCAGAUCAUCAGUAUAUCCCGUCACAACCCCAGUGCUGUUCGUCUGGGAGUUACUCGAGUGGGCUUGCCAACAACUCUCCGCUCUCUAUUCAUUCCGUUAGAGCGCAUCCGCCUCCCUCAUCAUGCAAGACAGAGACAUACGCUUUUUGUGUCGAGGCGGGGCCUGCGAACAAGCUUUGUCGGCGUCACGUUUUACGGCAGGAGAGAGACUUUGAGACACCGGCAAGUCCCAGUUUUCAGCAACAAGGAAUGUCUGAUUCGGAAAAACAAACGCGACAUGAACGUGGCGAGAAAGAAUCAAACGGGAAGAGCGAAAAGAGCGAAGCUGCUGCCGGAGAAGAAGGAACGGACAGAGGAAAAUGCCUGGCGGAGAGCAGCGGGUACGAAGCUGGCGGUGGAAAGAAAUGUGGAGAAGGGGGAACAGAAAGACAGGGAAAAGAAACACGAACGGGUGGAGGAUGGGAGGAAGGCAUAUGUCAGUAA
This is a messenger RNA of Toxoplasma gondii ME49, 6498 nucleotides long. RefSeq lists its product as hypothetical. Bases 1 to 6498 code for a protein of 2165 amino acids. The transcript is spliced from 3 exons. Lineage: Eukaryota; Apicomplexa; Conoidasida; Eucoccidiorida; Sarcocystidae. The record is from RefSeq and is a predicted model, not a curated record.